This is a messenger RNA of Astrephomene gubernaculifera, 521 nucleotides long. The record is from the annotation of a GenBank genome assembly. Lineage: Eukaryota; Viridiplantae; Chlorophyta; Chlorophyceae; Chlamydomonadales; Astrephomenaceae.
AGUGACGCCGCUUGGGUGAUCAGUUGUAUGGUUACCUUUUACGUCCUACCUUCGUCGAUUACCUAUAUUGGUGCUGAUUACUGAUGCUUUUGGGGACACGGAACUGAAAGUAAUAGUAUUGUGCAAUGGAUGAGCACAAUGUCCAUCACUUUUGGGGUAUAAGCCCAGCGUUAGACUUCGGGAGUCUUCUGCAGAUAGAGGGCGAUGGAGCCGUGGAUUUGCCGGUGGAUCAACCCAUCCGCAUACUCCAGGUGGCACCCUACGAUGCUCGGCACACAUUGACGACCAUCUGCCGCGCGACGCGCCACCCGCUCCUUCAGCAGCAGCAGCAACCGGUGCAGCUGGUGGUGUGGGAGGACUCCCCCGAGGGACUGGCCCGCCACCUGCUGCUGCUGGCGGUGCUGCUGGACGGGCGGCUGGUGGCUCGGGAGCGGUGGGAGCUGCUGCUGGAGCUGCACGGCAAUGCACUGCUGCGGGAGCGGGCGGCGGGAUACCUGGACGAGAAGGCCCGGCAGCUGGAG